ACUUCGACUGGCCGGUCGGUGGUGAACGGGGGACCAGUUCCAAGGCCGUCCAAGAGAGAACACUUUUAAUCUCGCAUUUAACGGGCGCUCAAGACCGCGUGCUUCCGCGAAAGUAUUUGUGCGAGAAGGAGGCGACGUGUGCCGGUAGUUUAACGUUUGCCAAAGAAAUCUGUGUGAUUCGCGCCGAACUGAUCUAGGUAGGCACAGUGCGUGAGGACCACACCUCGGGAAUAGUGCGCGACUCCAUGAGCGGCAUACAAUUUUAGCACGUCGUUUUCACAUCGCCACAACACCUGAACGUGAUGUGUGAAGCGGUACCUCGAACUUGGCACAUGAAACCGGAACUUCAUUGCAAUCCCGUGGGAGUUCCGGCGGGCGCCUUGUCACCCCCGGCUACCCUCUCGCCACCCGGCAGCCCCAGCAUAAUCACGCUGCCAUCCUCGCCUUGGAGCCCAGGUGUACCGGGAAGCAGUUCGAGCAUCGCAUCCACCAAUGCAUCUUCGGGUCUUUGUCAACCCGUCCCCGAUCGUUUCAGCGCCUUCACCCUCGUCUCGAAUUACAAUCCCGAUCUGAGACUGCAAAGUCCAUUCAGCGCUAGCGUUGCCGCGCGAGACAUGCGUUGCGGUCUCAUGUACGGCGGCUAUGGGGCAUCUGGGGGUGCCUGGUGGCGUCACAUGGGCCUGCUGUUGCCACAUAGUUUGCUCCCGCCUACGAGAAUCCCAUCCCAACAGACGACGCCGGUCACGAAUUGCUCGCCUAUUCAUUCGGAACCUCUCAGUCCGGCACGUCCCGGAUCACCCCGAAGAUGCACGCCGGAGAAGGCCAAAUUCGAAGAGGAGGCGCCAUUGAACCUCAGCACGAAGCCGAGCGACGUCUCGUCGAGUAUCGGCAGUAGGAAAAGUGAAAUUUGGUCGCCGGGUUCGGUGUGCGAGAGGGAGGCCAGGGAAACGAGAGCACCGUCCUCCAGGAGUCCGUCCUCGACCCCUAUAAUUACGCGGCAAAUUCAUCAUUCACCACUUACACCGCCCUCCUCGACGGAAAGGACUUUUCAAUGUAAGCAGUGCGGUAAGGCUUUCAAACGGUCAAGCACGCUUAGUACUCACCUGCUGAUCCACUCCGACACGAGGCCUUAUCCCUGUCAAUAUUGUGGCAAGAGGUUUCAUCAGAAGUCAGAUAUGAAGAAACACACCUACAUCCAUACUGGUGAGAAACCACACAAGUGCGUCGUGUGUGGCAAGGCAUUCUCCCAGAGCAGCAACCUGAUCACGCACAUGCGUAAGCACACCGGCUACAAGCCGUUUCAAUGUGGGCUUUGUGACAAGGCGUUCCAGAGGAAGGUCGAUCUACGUAGGCAUCGGGAAGGUCAACAUCCGGCGGCGCCGGCGCUCGAUUAUCGCUCUCUGCAGAUACCACCACAGCAGCAUCAACAGCCAAAUGGCAAUCCGCACUCGCCGUUACCACCGCAUUCAGCAUCCUCCGCGGGUUACCACGUGAUAUCCGUUCCCGGCAGUAGCUGAGACUCGUUCAUUUGACAGACACUUCGUCCGUGAACGCGCACCAGGCCCUCGAACCGGAUAACCGAGCGGUAUGUAUCGUUGGAUCACGACGCUACCAUGAUCGGUUGGGGAAGGGCAAUAUUGCGAGUAUCGCGAAUCGUCUACGAGAUCGGCUGCUGGAAGCGAGAUCUCGUAGAUACUUAAACUCCGGAGUUGGUUGGACGGAGUAACAAACAUAUCACUUGCGCGUAAAUGUGCGUGUGUAUAUCUGAAUGUAUCGAAAUGUAUUUUUGAGACAGCGACACCUGCAGGAAUUCGGCGUCUUUUACAUACUAUUAUUGUGAGAUAGUUUAACUACUGUGCGAGAUUGAAUACAGUAAGGUAAAAUCAAAUCUCGGAAAGAUGUAACUUCGCAAAUUGAAGUAGAAGAAAGGCUCUCAGUGCUUUUCUUUAUAACUCGGUACGUUCUAUAUAAACGAAGAUAAUUUGUUGUCUCUCUGACUCUCAUCAAAAUUGUAUAUAACAUCGGAAAUCUGAGAUAUGUUCACAGAUUAAAAAUAACGCUUUUGUCUUCAAUUUGCGUGACUAUCUAGUUUGGCACAUUGGUGUUAUAAUAUAUCAAUACUGAGUAUCGAAAACGGCUCAUGUCCGCAUUAACAAUUGUCGUUUCAACGUGAAGACACGUGUGCAUUUUCAAUUAAUUUUACAAAUAAAUGACUGACGUGUAGUGAUGCACGUGUAUCAAAGAGAACCGUUUCGAGAUGUAGCGCUUCGCAUUUGUCAUAUCAGUGAUUAUACUUAUUCUCUCUAUGGCGUGUAUAUGUAUGCAACAUGCUAAUACAGCACCGUUGUUAUGUCGUAUAUCCAUGUCGGUUGGAACGCGAAUAUAAAUUACAUUAGACACGAUGUGUACUUUCGCAUCGAAUCACUUCUUUUGUUUUAUCGGCCUGAUUUAACUGCAAGUUAUACUCCAAUGGUCGCAGCUGUA
Molecule: messenger RNA, 2484 nt
Organism: Trachymyrmex cornetzi
Lineage: Eukaryota; Metazoa; Arthropoda; Insecta; Hymenoptera; Formicidae
Product: zinc finger protein 628
Exons: 6
Coding region: 303-1517 (404 amino acids)
Biological process (GO): regulation of transcription by RNA polymerase II
Molecular function (GO): DNA-binding transcription factor activity, RNA polymerase II-specific; RNA polymerase II cis-regulatory region sequence-specific DNA binding
Source: RefSeq, a predicted model, not a curated record